AUGGAUCACUGUUAUGAUAAUGAAUCUGUGAGCUUCUUCUACAACCACAGUGGGAAGCAGCUGAGUCUGUACUGGCAGCCCAAGGAUGUGGUAAUGGUGGUCCUGGGUCUUACCGUCAGCGUAGUGGUUCUACUGACCAACCUACUGGUCAUCGUGGCCAUAAUUUCCAACCGGCGGCUACACCUACCCAUUUACUAUCUGCUAGGGAACCUGGCUGCAGCUGAUCUGUUUGCAGGAUUGGCCUACCUGUUCCUCAUGCUGCACACAGGCCCCCACACAGCCCGGCUCUCAGUGAGGGUCUGGUUUUUGCGGCAGGGUCUGCUGGAUGCUAGCCUCAGUGCUUCUGUUGUCAACCUGCUGGCCAUUGCGGUGGAACGGCACCGAAGUGUCAUGGCGGUGCAGCCACUAAGCCUCCUACCCCGAGGCCGUGUGCUGCUGCUCAUGGCAGGCAGUUGGGUAGUUGCACUGGGCCUGGCACUUUUGCCCUCCUACUGGAACUGCUUGUGUGACCUGGACCACUGUGCCCGCCUGGCCCCACUCUACAGCCGCACCUUCCUGACUGCCUGGGCCCUUGGCAACCUGCUGGCCUUCCUGCUUAUGGCAGCUGUCUAUGCACGUAUCUUCUUCUAUGUGCGAAGGCGCAUGAAUCGCAUGUCACAACACGCUGGCUUCCACCCACGCUACCGUGAGACCACAGUUGCUCUAGUCAAGACAGUGGUCAUCAUUUUGGGGGCAUUUGUGAUCUGCUGGACACCUGGCCAGGUGGUAUUGCUUCUGGAUGGGCUAGGCUGUGACUCAUGCAAUGUUUUAGUUGUGGAGAAGUACUUCUUGCUCUUGGCUGAGGCUAACUCACUGGUCAACCCAGUCGUAUAUUCAUGCCGGGAUGCUGAGAUGCGCAGCACCUUCCGCCGUCUACUCUGUGGCUGCUUGAGGAGCUCUUCUCACCACAUGCCCCGAAAUGGGCCAAGGCCUGGAAUGAGGGUCAAUCUUCCUGACAGUGGCCAUCCCCUGGUGGAUUCUUCCCUUUAGCUGUCUCUACACCAAUGGGACAGGACAGAUAACUGUGAUUGGGAUGGGCACUGACUGCUGUGA
Messenger RNA from Trichosurus vulpecula (common brushtail), 1092 nucleotides. It is a transcript of the gene LPAR2, whose product is annotated as lysophosphatidic acid receptor 2. Bases 1 to 1029 code for a protein of 342 amino acids. Gene Ontology annotation, biological process: G protein-coupled receptor signaling pathway. The transcript has 2 exons. Gene Ontology annotation, molecular function: lysophosphatidic acid receptor activity. The record is from RefSeq and is a predicted model, not a curated record. Gene Ontology annotation, cellular component: membrane. NCBI's taxonomy places the organism in Eukaryota, Metazoa, Chordata, Mammalia, Diprotodontia, Phalangeridae.